CGUUUCUUGCUCAUAUUCUUCCGCUUCUCUUCUUCGAGCUGCUCGUGGGUCCUCGUCGUAUGCCUACUUGAACCGCGAGAGUAUUUGCAUCGCUGGCGAUUGUGCACACACUUGAGCUUCACCUUUUCUCUUCUUCUCCUUAUCUUUGCUGCCGUGCGUACGAAAGUCGUGCCUCUUCCUUCUUCUCUCGUGAGUCGGUUGCGUGGGGCAAGCCAAGUGCAUCAUAAGAAUUGGCCUUUGUCAUGGAGAUUCUCUCGUACCCUCUCUGCAGCUCUGCUACAGUGUUUAUCACAAACAGUUUGAGCUGUAGACAACCCCUUCAGAUGCGCUGCCAGCCUAAUAUUUUAAUUUCAAAACAUUUUUCGCCACUCUCUUUCUCAGUCUGCACCAAUCUCUCCCACCAUUCUGUAUUAUUUGCGUCACCAGAUAACCAGUUGAACCUUGAGGUGGACAGAGAGUGGGCACUACAAGAUUUUUAUUCCUUGAGGAGGGAUGUAGAAAUUUUGUCAAGACGUGUUGAAGAGACUAGAGAAUCUGUUGGUAUAUUGCGAUUAGAACAAGAACUUGCUGAUUUGGAGUUGAAAGCAGCUGAUACCUCCUUAUGGGAUGAUCGAGCCAAAGCUCAAGAGGUUCUUUUGACCUUGACUGAUGUGAAAGAUAAGAUAAGAGUUCUCGCUGAGUUUAAAACCCAGGUUGAGGAUGCAGAAACAAUAGUUAAGCUGAUUGAGGAGAUGAACUCCAUUGAUAGAGGACUUCUUGAGGAAGCUGCCAAUAUUAUCAAAGAACUAAAUAAAGCACUAGAUCAAUUUGAGUUGACUCAACUUCUUUCUGGUCCUUAUGACAAAGAAGGAGCAGUUAUCUCCAUUACUGCUGGUGCUGGUGGCACAGAUGCACAGGAUUGGGCUGACAUGCUUCUUAGAAUGUACAUAAGAUGGGGAGAAAAACAGAAAUACAAGACCAGAGUGGUUGAGAAAUCCUCCGGAGAAGAAGCGGGGAUUAAAUCUGCUACCCUUGAAGUUGAAGGUCGUUAUGCUUAUGGGUAUAUAUCUGGGGAAAAAGGGACACAUCGUAUUGUUCGACAAUCUCCUUUCAAUGCUAAAGGCCUUCGUCAGACAAGCUUUUCUGGUGUUGAAGUCAUGCCUCUUCUUCCUGAAGAAUCUAUGGAUGUUGAGAUUCCUGAGGAGGACCUGGAAAUCAGUUUCUCAAGAGCGGGUGGAAAAGGAGGUCAGAAUGUAAAUAAGGUUGAAACUGCAGUUCGGAUUACGCACAUCCCAACUGGUGUUACAGUUCGCUGCACAGAAGAGAGAUCCCAACUAGCUAACAAGAUCAAGGCAUUAAGCCGUUUAAAAGCCAAGCUGUUAGUGAUUGCUGAGGAGCAACGAGCGUCGGAAAUUAAGCAGAUUCGAGGAGACGCAGUGAAGGCUGAGUGGGGACAACAAAUACGAAACUAUGUAUUCCAUCCGUACAAACUGGUCAAAGAUGUUAGGACGGGAUAUGAAACCUCUGAUAUUUCUUCAGUUAUGGACGGCGAGUUGGAGCACUUCAUCAAGUCUUACCUCAAACACAAGUACAGUAUGUCAUCGUCCGCAACUGGCCAAUAGAAUUGAAGUAUGGCUUGAUUGCAUUGUCUCACACGGGAUCAGACAUGUACCACACACACACACACAUCUGUGUAUGUAUGUAUGUGUAUAUUAAAUGAAGUAAAUGGCUAGUUGUGCUAAUGGCAAUGCCACCCGCUUGGAUGAGGUGUUCAAGUCUAGCGUUGACAUGUUUAUGUGCACAUGUUUAAUUGUAUUAAACAAAAAAAGAACAGACUAAGACUUUAAAUAUUUGUAUUAUAUUUAUAAAAAUAUAAUCUUAUUUAAAUGUCACAAA
Neltuma alba is the source of this 1875-nucleotide messenger RNA. Its product is annotated as peptide chain release factor PrfB1, chloroplastic. Gene Ontology annotation, cellular component: cytoplasm. The transcript is spliced from 8 exons. Bases 243 to 1601 code for a protein of 452 amino acids. The record is from RefSeq and is a predicted model, not a curated record. NCBI's taxonomy places the organism in Eukaryota, Viridiplantae, Streptophyta, Magnoliopsida, Fabales, Fabaceae. Gene Ontology annotation, biological process: translational termination. Gene Ontology annotation, molecular function: translation release factor activity, codon specific.